Molecule: messenger RNA, 4792 nt
Organism: Cyprinodon variegatus (sheepshead minnow)
Lineage: Eukaryota; Metazoa; Chordata; Actinopteri; Cyprinodontiformes; Cyprinodontidae
Gene: fmnl3
Product: formin like 3
Exons: 26
Coding region: 371-3532 (1053 amino acids)
Biological process (GO): cell migration; cortical actin cytoskeleton organization; regulation of cell shape
Cellular component (GO): cytosol
Molecular function (GO): actin filament binding; small GTPase binding
Source: RefSeq, a predicted model, not a curated record
CAACAAUAAUGAAUGGAAACGCAGCGUAGCCAAGAAAAGUUGAGCAGCUUGAAAAAACUUAUUGUCGGUUAGUACGGAAGAAAUUUAGCUAUCGUUCGGAGGAAGGAGUUAUGGAUUGGCCGGUUGGAUCUUUUAUUUUAUUUUGGAAAAGAAAGAUGAUUUUUUGUUUCAAGUAUUGAUUAAAAAAAACAGCUUGAUACACGAUAAAUGGCACUUUUUUAAUGUCCAAAAAAGCGGAUUAUGUGGAACAACUGCUGGAGUAAUAUUUAGCCUCGCUGUGGAUUAUUACCAACAGAAAGAUAAAAAAAAAAACAAAGAAGUUUGGACGUUUCAGGUUGACAGGAGAGUAAAACGUCUGUGGAGGUUAAAAAUGGGAAAUGUGGAGAGUGCUGACGGGCAGUCGGAGAUGAAGCAUCAUAUCAUGCCUCUGAAGGUGCCCAUGCCUGACCCCACCGAGCUGGAGGAGAAGUUUGCCAUUGUUUUGAACUCCAUGAAUCUUCCUCCAGACAAAGCUCGGCUGCUCAGGCAAUACGAUAACGAAAAGAAGUGGGAUCUGAUCUGCGAUCAGGAGAGGUUUCAAGUGAAGAACCCCCCUCACACCUACAUCCAGAAGCUCAGAGGAUACUUAGACCCAGGAGUCACACGAAAGAAAUUUCGGCGGCGUGUGCAGGAAUCUACAAAAGUCCUGAGAGAGCUGGAGAUAUCACUGCGGACCAACCACAUUGGGUGGGUCAGGGAGUUCCUCAAUGAUGAGAACAGAGGUCUCGAUGUCCUGGUUGAGUACCUCUCCUUCGCCCAAUGUGCUGUCAUGUUGGAUUUUGAGGGGCUGGAAAAUGGGGAGGAUGGCUUCUUGGACAAAGCUAAAUCAUGGAGCAGGUCCAUAGAGGAUCUGCACCAUAUGGGCGCCCAACCCUUCUGCAACACCCUGGUGCGCUCUGCCCAUCAGUCUGUCCUGCGCUAUGGAACACUUUCAAACAGCAAAACCAUCAAGAACUCGCGGCUCGUAAGCCAAAAAGACGAUGUGCAUGUGUGCAUCAUGUGCUUGAGGGCAAUCAUGAACUAUCAGUAUGGCUUCAAUAUGGUCAUGUCUCACGCACAUGCUGUCAAUGAAAUAGCUCUCAGCUUGAACAAUAAGAACCCACGGACAAAAGCAUUGGUCCUCGAGCUCCUCGCUGCUGUCUGUCUUGUCCGAGGAGGUCAUGAAAUCAUCCUUUCAGCUUUUGACAACUUCAAAGAGGUCUGUAAGGAGAAGCAACGCUUUGAGAGAUUGAUGGAUUACUUUCGCAGUGAAGAGGGGAACAUCGACUUCAUGGUUGCGUGCAUGCAGUUCAUCAACAUCGUGGUCCAUUCAGUUGAGGACAUGAACUUCAGAGUCCAUUUGCAGUUUGAAUUCACCAAGCUUGGACUGGAUGAUUUCCUGGAGAAAUCGAAGCACACGGAGAGCGAUAAGCUGUCAGUGCAGAUCCAGGCCUACCUGGAUAACGUGUUUGACGUGGGUGGCCUCCUGGAAGAUGCAGAAACAAAAAAUGCAGCGCUGGAGAAGGUGGAGGAGCUGGAGGAGCACCUGUCCCAUGUGACUGAAAAGCUGCUUGAAGUGGAGAAUGAAACAAUGAUGAAAGUGGCAGAUUUGGAGAAGCUUCUAUUCCAGAAAGAUAAAGACCUUCAAGCAAUACGUGAGACGUACGAGUCGACCAGCACCCAGGUCAACACCCUGAGGAGGAUGAUCAAGGAGAAGGAUGCUGCCUUCCAGAGGCAGGUCAACAUCGAACGGCGGCUCCUGGAGCUGGAGCAGCAGGGCACCAUCCGUUUGCACAAGAAACCUGACGGCGACAUCUCAAUUGAGCCGCUGGGUGUCGGCGGUGGAGGCAGUGGGAUCGGAAUCCCUUUGGGUAAUGUUGGGCAGCUGAUGCUGAGUUCGACAGCUGGGCUGACGGAACCUGGAGGACUAGAUACCAGCUUACCACCAGCAAGUGAAGCUCCACCGCCUCCUCCACCACCCCCACCGCCUCCUCCUCCCCCUCCCUCAGCUUUAACAGCACCACCACCUCCUCCUCCUCCACUUCCUCCUCCUCUGCCAGAUGCGUCUCCCUCCGUCAUCCUUAGCCUGGGUCUAUCAGCUAUCAGAAUCAAGAAGCCCAUUAAGACAAAGUUCCGCCUGCCCGUAUUCAACUGGACGGCCCUGAAGCCCAACCAGAUUAAUGGCACGGUCUUCAAUGAGAUCGAUGAUGAGCGAGUGCUGGAGGAGCUGGAUCUGGAAAAGUUCGAGGAGUUGUUCAAGACCAGAGCCCAGGGUCCUGUAGUGGAUCUUUCCUGUACAAAGAGCAAAGUGGCGCAAAAGGCGGUGAAUAAAGUGACCCUCCUUGAUGCCAAUCGGUCUAAAAACUUAGCAAUCACGCUGCGAAAAGCCAACAAAACCACAGAGGAGAUCUGCAAAGCAAUAGAGAAGUUUGACCUCAAGGCUCUGCCUGUGGACUUUGUUGAGUGCCUGAUGCGCUUCCUGCCCACCGAGGCGGAGGUGAAGGUGUUCCGUCAGUAUGAGCGCGAGCGGCGUCCCCUUGACCAGCUGGCGGAGGAGGACCGCUUCAUGUUGCUGUUCAGCAAGAUCGAGCGUCUCACCCAGAGAAUGAACAUCAUCACCUUUGUGGGGAACUUCGCAGACAGCAUUGGGAUGCUCACUCCACAGCUCAACGCCAUAAUUGCUGCUUCAGGCUCGGUGAAAUCAUCGCCCAAGCUGAAGAGGAUGCUCGAGAUCAUCUUAGCUUUGGGAAACUACAUGAACAGCAGUAAACGAGGCAGUGUUUAUGGCUUUAAACUACAAAGUCUUGAUCUGCUGCUGGACACAAAGUCCACAGACAGGAAAAUGACUCUGCUCCACUACAUCGCUCUCAUCGUGAAGGAGAAGUACCCUGAACUGGCCAACUUCUACAAUGAAUUGCACUUUGUGGAUAAAGCUGCAGCGGUGUCUCUGGAAAACGUGCUGCUUGAUGUUCGAGAGCUGGGCAAAGGUAUGGAGCUGAUCCGGAGAGAAUGCAGCAUGCAUGAUCAUCCGGUGCUGAAAGGUUUUGUCCAGGCCAGCGAUCCGCAGCUGGACAAGCUGCAGAGGGACGCCAAGACAGCAGAGGAAGCCUUCAACAGUGUGGUGAGCUACUUCGGAGAGAGCGCCAAGACAACUCCACCCUCUGUGUUCUUCCCUGUAUUUGUGCGUUUCAUCAAGGCCUACAAGGAUGCAGUGGAAGAAAAUGAACUGAAGAAAAAGCAGGAGGAAGCCAUGAGAGAAAAGUUACUGGCUCAGGAGGCCAAACAGCAUGACCCCAAGGUCCAGGCCCAGAAGAAGAGGCAUCAGCAGCAGGAGCUGAUUGCAGAGCUGCGAAAGCGGCAAGCCAAAGACCAUCGACCGGUGUACGAAGGCAAAGACGGCACCAUCGAGGACAUCAUCACAGUACUGAAGAGCGUGCCCUUCACCGCCCGCACUGCUAAACGCGGCUCACGGUUCUUCUGUGAAGCCAACCUCUGUGACGACGCCAACUGCUAGCCCUCCCUGUCUCUAAUGCCAAGGUUGUCCAGAUCUUCGAAACCAGCCCUUCCUGCGAGCUGACGCCUUGAUCCGGAGCGGUUGGAAGAGACCCUAAACCACUUACCUGCCAGUCCCUCUUCCCUUUGUAACACUUCUCCCUGUGUCCCAGUGGUCCCUUUCAAACCCUGAGGUUGCAUAUCGGAAAAAAAAAAAAAGACUCCAAAGGGAGGAAACAAGGCAGAGCUCUUGUUUUGGCUGAAUAAUUUAUUUAUUUAUGGAGGUCCUCCUUAACAGCCACUUUCAGCGAGCAGGCAUCAUUAACAAAGCACAGUAAAGAUGCUUCCUCUUUAACUCUCCCUGCUGUGCUGGCGCCGAGUCAGACCAGCUUGAAGGCAAACUGUGGCACAGGUGAGCCCAGUCUUCAGUUUGACUGGUGGACGUUCCUUACAUGGCUGCAGUCGCCGUAGGACUGAGACUGGGAGGCGUCGCCCAACGGCUCCAUCUGCAGAACAAUCCUCCUAAACGACGUGUCAUAAUCAGACUCUAGUGGACUAUUUAUUAGAGUUUUGCCAAGUCUUAACACAUGCAAUCGAGACUCAAUUUGAGGAAUGUUUAUGCAGAUUGUAUUCAAGAGGAAUAUUUUUCCUGAUUCUUCUAGAUGAAGCUAGUCAAACCAAAAUGUCUCAAGAUAUAUCUUUAAGAAGUGCCUUUUGUGUAAACAGUGUUAUUCUCAAUCAGCCAUAAUUUUUCAAAAGUUUUACUUUUUUUUUUUUUACACAGCAUGGUGUUGCCUGCAACCUUAUAAUGCUGACAAUAUGGUAGCCGAAAAACAGGCUUUUUUUUUUUUUGGACACAACACACAGAAGGUAAUUUAUAUUAACUGUCAAGUAAAAGGGGUGGGGGGGUCUUAUCCAAGAAGUUGUAAAAGAAAGAAAAUUGAAUGUUAAUCGCAUGUAUCUUGACUAGACUUCCUGCUCCACUUUGAGUGGCAUUUUGGAAGUGAUUCAUCUAUCAGGAGGUCUCCAAAUGUGCACAUGAUGUUGAAGGUGUCUGACAUAAGGUGCAUCUCAGUAAUUUAGUUUAUUCUAUAUAUAGUUGUCAAUUCAAAAUAUGAAAUUUAGUGAUUCAUUGCACAAGGGAUAUCAUUUUGUGUUCAUUCUUGAUAGAUAUGCUGAUUGUGGCUUAUAGCUAGUGAAAGUCCAAAUUCAGUUUAUCAGAUAGUGUAAAUAAUCAAGAUUUAAAAAAGUAUUUUCAAUGUAGAAAGCUCUGGUUACUAAA